Messenger RNA from Ramularia collo-cygni, 528 nucleotides. RefSeq lists its product as uncharacterized. Gene Ontology annotation, biological process: ribosomal large subunit export from nucleus. The record is from RefSeq and is a predicted model, not a curated record. The coding region runs from base 1 to 528 and encodes 175 amino acids. Gene Ontology annotation, cellular component: nucleolus; preribosome, large subunit precursor. The transcript has 2 exons. NCBI's taxonomy places the organism in Eukaryota, Fungi, Ascomycota, Dothideomycetes, Mycosphaerellales, Mycosphaerellaceae.
AUGGCCAAGACACCAAAGACCAAGAAGAGAGAAAUCUCCGCCAAUUCGCGGGCUGCCCGGCGGGGAGCAUCGCCUGUAGUUCUACCAAAGGGAUCCGCGAGCAAAGGAGCCGGCGAGGAAAGCGACUACAAACCAUGGCUACACACGCCCACUGGAGCUGGAAUCACCAAAAAGAAGAAGACCAAGACUCUCACGCGCCAACAGCGAGUGCGUCAGCAGAAGGGAUCGGAAAAGGCGGAUGCGAUUACGAAUAAACUGGAGAAGAAGGUCGCGGACAGCACAAAUCGCGGGAGAAAGGUGGAUGCGAGACGAGCGGAUUGGGAGGAGCUAAACGAUAAGAUUGCUGGCAAGAAAAAGUCCAAAAAAGAAAAGGCGCUGGAAAAGGCGGUCGAGGAGGCUGGGGCCAAGCCAAUGGAGGAUGUCGUCGUGGCGGAUGUAAUGGCGACUGUGCCUGAUAAAGUGACAGAAGCGGGUGUUGUCGAGGGUGCGGACCAAGGCGAUUGGGAGGAUGUGGACGAAGUACUCUGA